Molecule: messenger RNA, 497 nt
Organism: Saprolegnia parasitica CBS 223.65
Lineage: Eukaryota; Oomycota; Saprolegniomycetes; Saprolegniales; Saprolegniaceae
Exons: 2
Coding region: 1-441 (146 amino acids)
Source: RefSeq, a predicted model, not a curated record
AUGGCUGCCCCGCGCCUGCCGUUCUUUGUCUAUGGCACGCUCAUGAAGGGCUUCCGCAACUACGACAAGCACGUGCGUGGCUUCUCCAGCCUGCGCUUCCUGCACGACCGCGCCUACGUCGAGGGUGCGGCCUUGUAUCACUUUGCGUACGGGUACCCGGGCCUCUACGCCUCGUCGUCUGCCGACUGCGUCUAUGGCGAGCUCUUGACGGCCGACGAUCCUAUCGAGUACGACCAGCUUCUUGCGGAUUUAGACGCACUCGAAGAGUAUUUUGGCCCGAACGACCCGAGUAACGAGUACGACCGCGUCCGUGUCCAAGUGCAUCCAACGGACGGAGGUCCCAUUGACGCGUGGGUCUACUACUGCAAGAUUCCUCUCGAGAAGGCAAAGGAGCGCGUCGCCAGCGGCGACUGGCGCGCAUACAUGACGUCGAUGCCUUAGACGAUGUUAGUUGCGCCGAGCGGCCUUUUUAAUGUCGGCUUUCCGCGCUCGAAUCG